AUAUGAUGAGGGAGGAUAAUAGUGACUCCUCAAACAGGGAGACAACCUUCUCUAGACCAAUGACAGAGACCACAGCAGAGGCCCAAAUUCUGCAUUCUCAUGCACAGUUGCCUACAGUCUCAACUUCAGCUUCAGACCCUGGAGGGAUAUCUACACAGCUGAUGACAUCCCCGGCCUUUGACACCAUGUCCACACCUCUAAUGGGAACACCAAAUUCUGGAGCAUUGUCCCCACCAUUAAUGUCAAACUCAGACUCUGAGACACUGUCCCCAUUGCUAAUGCCAACCUCAGACCCUGGAGCACUGUCUCCAUUGCUAAUGCCAACCUCAGACCCUGGAGCACUGUCCCCAUUGCUAAUGCCAGCCUCAGAUUCUGGAACAUUGUCCCCAUUGCUGUCCACUUCAGACUAUGGGUUAAUGUCCCCAGGGAUGAUGACUAUUCCUGAUUUUGGAACGAUGUCCGCAGCACUAAUGGCAGCAUCAGAUUCUGUAGAGUUAUCACCAUUGGCAAUGCCAGUUCAAUCCUCUGGAACAAUGUCUACACCUAUAAUGAGCACCUCAUCCACUGAGGCAAUGUCCACACCGUUAAUGCUAGCUUCAGAUCCUGGGGCGAUGUCCCCACUCCUAACACCAGAUAUAAACCCUGGAGUGAUGUGCACACAGCCAAUGCCAGCUCCAGGCUCCGAAGCAAUGUCCCCACUGCAAAUUACAGAUGAAGACACUGAAGCAAUGUCGAAAGUGCUAAUGACUGCCUUAGCCUCUGGAGAGAUAUCUUCACUGCUAAUGUCAGACAUGGACUCUGAAGUGAUAUCCUCACUGAUAAUGUCAGCUUUAGCUUCUGAAGAAACAUCAACCCAGCCAACAAGCACCCAAGACUCUGAGGGAAUGUCCACUCCACUCAUGACAAGCCCAGACUCUGGAGUAAUGUCUUCACUGCUAAUGUCGGCUCCAGGCCCUGCAGCACAGUCCACACCACUACGGUCAGUCCCAGAUGCUAGAGAAAUAUCCACAUUACAAAAGCCAGCUCCUGACACUGAAGCAAUGUCCUCACUGCUAAUGAUGGCCCUAGCCUCCGGAGUGAUGCCUGCCCAACCAAAGCCAGCCCCAGGUUCUGGAGUGAUGUCCCCACGGUUAACACAAAAGCUGGACUCUGAAAUCAUGUCUGCUCCACCAAUGACAGCAACAGCCUCUGGGGUGAUGUCCACCCCACCAAUGAAAGCUUCAGGCUCUGGAGCAAUGUCCACACCGCUAAUGAGAGCCCCAGCCUCUGGAAAUAUGUCCACGUUGCAAAAGACAGUUCCAGCCUCUAGAGCAAUGUCCACCCCACUGAUGACAGUCACAAGUUCUGGAGCAAGGUCCACAGAACAAAUGUCAGCCACAGCCUCUAGAGUGAUGUCCACACAGUUAACAAUGGCCAAAACUUCUGGAGCAAUGUCCACAGGCUUUAUGAAAGCCACGGCCAGUGGAACAAUGUCCACACAGCGAAUGAGAGCACCAGACUCUGGAACUGUGUCCACACCGCUAAGGAGAGCCUCAGCUUCUGAAGUGAUGUCCACGCAGCCAGUUAUGGCCACGGCCUCUCAAAUAAUGUCCAUGCCACAGCUGACAGCCUCAGCCUCUGGGUCAAUGACCAUGCUGCAAAUGAGAGCCCCUGUCUCUGAAGCAAUGUCCAUGUCACAAACCAAAGUUGCAAGCUGUAGAUCUAUGUCUUUGCCACAAACAACAUACACAGCUUCUGGAGGGAUGGCCACAUCACGAUUGAGAGGCUCAGCUUCUGGAGCAACAUCCACACCACUUAUGAGAGGCUCAGCUUCUGGAGCAAUGCCCAUGCCACUACUGAGAGCCACAGCCUCUGGAGGGAUGUCCAUGCCACAAAAGACCACCACAGCCUCUGGAGGAAUGUCUACACCCCUAAUGAGGGCCCCAGCCCCUAGAGCAAUGUUCACACCACAAACAGCCUUUGGGAUGAUGUCCACUCUGGAAAUCAAAACCACAGACUCUGGAGGGGCAUCUACCUCUUACAUCAACACCACAGCUUCUGGCUCAAAGUUCACACCUUACAUGACUGCCACAACUCCUGAUACAAUGAACCCACCACCAAAGGAAGUGCCAUCCUUCGGAAUGUUGACCCCAGCACUCUGUUACCUCUUGGAAGAGCAGGAAGCGGCCCGGGGUUCAUGCUCUGUGGAGGAAGAGAUGGAGGUUGAUGAGGAGAAGCAAAUGAAGGGAUUUUUGGACGAUUCAGAGAAAAUGGCGUUUCUGGUGUCUCUUCAUCUGGGGGCAGCAGAGAGGUGGUCCAUCUUGCAGAUGACGGCAGGAAAUCCCCUCUCAGAUGAAAAUAAAUCUUUCCUGAGAAGAUCACAGGGUUUAUAUGACUCCCUAUCUGAGAUAGACAUACUCAGUGCUAUUCUUUGCCAUCCCAAGCAGGGCCAGAAGUCAGUCAGGCAGUAUGCCACUGACUUCCUCCUGCUGGCCCGACAUUUGUCUUGGUCUGAUGCCAUUCUACGGACUAGGUUUCUGGAAGGACUUUCGGAAGCUGUUACCACCAAAAUGGGUCGGAUCUUCCUGAAGGUGGCCAGCAGCUUAAAGGAGCUGAUAGACAGGUCUCUCUACACUGAGUGCCAGCUGGCUGAAGAGAAGGGUUCCCAGGGCAAGUCAAGCCAGGUUCGUCCAACAGCCUGUAAGCGGAAUAAUGAGGAGGCCAUGGAGAAUGAACUGAGUUCUCAGCAGCAGACUGAGGAGCACCAGCAUGUUCCCAAACGCUGUUACUACCUGAAAGAGCAUGGAGACCCUCAAGAGGGUCUUCACGACCACCUUCGACAGAGCACAGGCCAUCAGAAGGCCCCCACUGACAAGUAAAGCUCCCUGGAUUCUUUUCCUGCGACAUCUGACUCGGCUGCUAACUUGAGGACUGGUUCCUGGACCCAUUCCAUUCAACUACAUCAUAAGCCUUGUUGCCUUCACCCUCCUGCCGCCGCCCCCCUCUCCCCCAGGCACAUCCCAUCUUAUCUCCCACUUGGCUGACUUGACCUUCUCUUUCACCCACAUGCCUGUGACCUGCCCUGACAAUCAGUGUGGACUACAAGAGCGUAUGGUGUACCAUUGAGGCCAGUCCUAGUUCUUGGUCUAGGGAGACGUCUAGGCAGGAGAAAUCAUAUCCUACCUCAAAAAUACCUCAGAGUGUCUUGCUAUGUGUCAUCAGGCAAAGUUGAGGGAACCCUGGUUCCAUUUUGCCUGACAGGGGAGCCAAUAAGGAGAGCGAUGCCCACUCCUGUACCACCCUUUUAACCCAGCAGACUUGUCCAUACAUGCCCCAACUCAUAGCACCUAGAAUGGGUCUCCAGGGCCCUUGCCCUGUUUAUAUUCUCCAUCCUGAACCAUUUGUUUUGACCCAUAAUAAUCAUAAUAAUAGUGAUAGUACUGGCUAACAGUUGUUGAUAACGUACCAUGUAACAGGUACGGGCUAAACCCUUGACAAGCACCAUCUCACUACAUUCUUACAGUAACCCAACUUGUUCUAGUGUUGUCAGCUUCUGACCUCUUGAUCUGCUGUUUAUGGUCCUUGUCAUGUCUCUCACUGUGGAAUUUCUAGCUCUGACCUCUGGGUGAUCGCAUCACUUGUUAGUUGCCCUCACUCCCCUUGGCUAUUUUGCUUCAUGGCCAGCACUCUUGAUAAGGGUCUUGGUCUCUAAACAGGCAUAGAUAGUUAGAACAUAAUAUGAGCAUUGUUUGCCUUCAGGUGGUGGAGUUAUGGGUGUUUUCUAUUUUCUUCUUUCUACUUCUCUGUACUUUCCAGAUUCUCUACAGCAAGCAUGUAUUACAUUUGUAACCAUAAAAGUAAAUAAAGUUCAUUUACCACAAAAGCAA
Messenger RNA from Galeopterus variegatus (Sunda flying lemur), 3866 nucleotides. RefSeq names its product retrotransposon gag domain containing 1 (gene RTL9). NCBI's taxonomy places the organism in Eukaryota, Metazoa, Chordata, Mammalia, Dermoptera, Cynocephalidae. Bases 3 to 2858 code for a protein of 951 amino acids. The transcript has 4 exons. The record is from RefSeq and is a predicted model, not a curated record.